Molecule: messenger RNA, 3959 nt
Organism: Tigriopus californicus
Lineage: Eukaryota; Metazoa; Arthropoda; Copepoda; Harpacticoida; Harpacticidae
Product: keratin, type I cytoskeletal 10-like
Exons: 9
Coding region: 2981-3733 (250 amino acids)
Source: RefSeq, a predicted model, not a curated record
UUAGUUUUCUAUCAUCGGUGGUAAUAGGUACUUGUGGCUCUGAAAUUCAAACCUCCCUGGUUGGGUCAUUCAUUCCCGGGUCUUGAAGUAGUGGAGCUUUCUAUUCUCUCUCUAUCGUCAAUACAAAAUUUCAAGGUAUUACCAAUCCUAAGCAGGCCUUCUAGGUACUACUCAAGUAAUGAGGAGUACGUAUGUGAGAGUGACAAAGAAAUACUAGCAGCAAAGCGAGGGAGAAGAAAGCCUGGCCAGGUUUUGGAAUGGGUCAUGUUUUUGGAAGCAGGUGGUCUGGACUCAAAUCUUGACAUCGAUUGGCUCCUCUGAUGUUCGCUUGGUUUUAAGUGUAAAUUCCAGCCAUUCAGAAGGUGUCAGUGAGAAUGUGUUCGAAUUCGGACUCGGUGAUUGUUUCGAGUCAAACGCCCGAAAUUAAGGAGGGAGCGGCUUUACGCUAUAAAAAGCGAAUUUUUGGUUCCAAUUGGCGUCAUGGUACCUUGGUUCUUCAUCAAGACUCUACCUUAGCGUGGUAUCCGGACAACAGGGAUUCCAAGCCUGAUCUGGGCGUACUUUUGAAAGACGCUCCGGAGAUGAUUGCAGCAGGACAAUUUUCACAGAAUGUUCCUGGCCGACCAGAUUUCCCGGAUGGUUUCGAUAUCAAGGGCGCCAUUGCCAUCGGAUCCAAGACCAAGAAAGAAGUAACCUGGUUAAUGGUCUCAUCUGAGGAAGAACUCAUUGAAUGGAUGAAAGCGAUCUCAAAGACGGUGAGUUAGGUUUGGACAGCUCCUUAAAGCUGAGUAAAGGCAUUAAAGCCUUACAUAGUCACGAUAUUACUUCAAAAUUUGAACCUUUCAACUGAUCAAGCCAUCAUCUGAGAUAUUCGUUUGAGGCAAUUACAAUUGAGUAACUCAAAUCGCACAUGAGGACCAAGAAAGAGCAUGAAAAGCAUCUUUUUCGAGCUCCGUAGUUACAUAAAAUAAGUUUUUCUAAAUUAAGAUAUCAACUUUUCACUUUCAUUUUAUUGCAUAUUUUUCUGUUGGCUAUAACGAUAUUAAGGAAAAAGGCUGAUGACUUGAAAAUAUAUCGAAGUAAUCGAAGCAAUAUGACUUUAUUUGUUGUAUGAGGUAAUCUCUUCGCCUCAAGAAAGCAUUAUCGUUGUAUUCUUAACGAUGGCGUAUCUCUCCGUGACCCGCCUCCAAAGGAAAAGCCAAAUAUAAAGUUCCGAAAAGGCCAAUAAGAUAAAUAAAAACCCCAAGUCAACCAUUGAAGCAAGAUAAAAAAAAUUUUAAAGCUUGCUGACAACCCUAGUAAUCCAUCGCGAGUAAUAAAUUGGUUAGUCAAAAAUGAUGGGGGUCGGAAGCAUGACAUUGACCACAAAAAAGAGCGAGCAAGAUGGAAAGAGACAAAAUAAUCCAUGAUCUACUCAACGCCCAAGUCUUGCCAGCACCGAUAUCAGAACUGAAUUGAACUAACAAUAAUGAAGGUUGGGAUAACACGAGAGUUGUUGGAUUCGGCGGCCAAAACAGUAAGAGCUGAGUAGCCAAUUUUCUCAACGACGUCAAGGCCAAAGCCAAUAUGAGCUAACUGUCAAAAAUCCAGAUAAGGCCUUGAUCUCCUUCAAGUGAACUGUAAUUGUAUCAUACAACAACAUCCAAUGUGACACGUGUCCUCAGAAAGGUUUUAUGAUGUCCAAGUAGCGUUCAGGAUAAACAGCCUCAUCAAAUUUAAGAUCACAACCUUAUUCAAUGAAUUCGAUCUUAAAAUACCCUAAGAAGUUUUUAUUGGAUGGUCAAGUGCAAAAAGUGUUCAUCUGCAUUAUUUACUCUAAAAAGAUUAGCCAGACAUUUUUGCUUAGCGAUACUGCACAUAUUUUCACAAGGUUCGCAAGCAACGAAACCAAAGCAAAAAACUUUGAUAUCAAAUUAAACAAUCAUUUCAUUAAACCUUAGCUCUUUCUAAUGGUCGCUCAUGCAUUCAAAAAUUACCAGAAAGGCUAAAUGGGUGGUGUCUUUUUAAUUUUCAUGCCAAGGGGAUUAAAUCGUUUUCUAAUUAAAAGAACCCCGCUGGCGGCCUCCAAGAAAUACGGUGGGCGAUUUAGAAAAAAAACUAAAAACACAACAUGCAGGCAUUAGUAAGGAAAUAGCAGUAAUUCGUUCUUUUUUUCGAAAAAGGAAGUGUAAUUGCAUUACAUUUUAAAAUUGGGCAAUUGCAACGACCCAAAAACUAAAAGAAUUACUCGUUACUCGGUCCUUUUUCAGCUUCCAGAAUGGCCUUUAAAUUUUCGUUAAUCUCGAGACUGCUGAGAUUUCAACAGAAAAAUUGCCAUUUAUUGCUAAUUUCAUCUACCGUAUUACGAUCAAAGAAAGUUAGAAUUAAAAAUUGCGCUUGCUCUUAACUACGCUGAGGGUGACCUUGGUUUUUUUUAAAUCUGAAAUUGUUCUUGCCACUUUAUUGUUUGCAUCGUGUCAAUCAAAUUCCGUUGUACUGAACAGCUGAUUCAGUGCAAUUGUCAAGAAAGGAAAAUCUCUCCUUAGCUUGACUAUGAUACAUCAAAUUUCUAGAGUCUCCUCAUUUCCACGACGAAAGGCAUAGACUUCUUACAAGGAAUGUCUAAUACUGGUUUGCCAUCAUGACUUUUGCGAUAUUGUUUCAAACCUUCAACAAUCAUUAUCCCAUCCACGGUCCAAGUCUUCUUGACUCCUCAAAGCAUUGAAAUGCCAAAGCUCUUUAACUAAAGAUGUUGACACAAAAUCUUCAAAUGUUACGCAUUAGGGCUCCUUGAGUUAAACAAACACAAUUUCUUUAGAGAAGAAUGGUCUUAAUUGGGCAAAAACCAUAAAAUAUUGGUAAUUCUAGAAUUUGAGAAAAAACGAGUAACGCCAUUACUUUGUUUUCGAGUAACGGUUGUGUAACGAAUUACUAUUUUGGUCAAAGUAACUGUAACUGCGAUUCGUUCCUUUUAUUGAGGAACGACUAAUGCCCAGCUAACAUGUGUAUAAUAUCAUCUUCAGUUACCAUCCUCCACCACCACCAGGACAAGAACCACCCAAUGAACCAUAUUUACCUGCUGAUGUUAACGGCAGCAAUCGACCACCAAGAUAUGAAGGACCCCCGUCACAAAAUUCCAGGCGCGCACCACCUCCACCUUAUCCUGGGGGUGGACGCGGUGGUGGUCCAAGGGGAUAUCAAGGGGGAGGAAAUGCAGAGAGGGGCGGGGGAGGAGGAGGAUAGGCGGCGGUUAUCCCCGGGUGGUGGGGGUGGAGGAGGAAAAACAACUGUGAUAGUUGGCGGUGAUGGAGGUGGACGAGGCUACGAUGGAGGAGGAUUUGGUGGUGGGCUUGGUGGCUUUGGCACAGGAAAUGCUGGUGUUGGUGCUUUGGGUUAUGGCUUGGGUGGCUGGGGAAUGGGUUAUGGCUUUGGACCCUCAGUGUACGGCGGAUUCGGUUAUGGCGGCAUGGGUUUUGGAGGAGGUUGGGGUGGUGGGUAUCACAACCAGAGCAAUGUUUCACAACGAGUACAAACCUAUAAUAAUACCACCAACAACGAUAACGACACGACCAAUAACAUCACCAAUGAAGCAGCAGACACCAAUCCAGGGGCCAACGACGAAGCCACCGAGAACGUUGAGCCAGGGGAUUUCGAAGGUGAAAAUGAUGUCGAGCCCGAAAGAUAUGAGGAUGAUCCUGGUGGCCAUGAGGAGUACCCUGAAGAUGAAACUGGGUACGAUGAUAUACGGAGGUGAGGAAGAAGGUUAUGAAGAUUUCGGGGGCGACAUGGAAGGCGAAGACUUUGGAGGAGGUUACGACAUGGAUUUCGGAGGAGGAGAUAUGGACUUUGUGGAGGAGAAAUGGACUUUGGCGGAGGAGAUAUGGACUUUGGCGGCGACUUUUGAAGAGAGCAAAAUUGCACAUUGUUUACCUUAUCCAAAUGAGAGUAUUUUCAAUAAGAUAUUGUAUAUCCAUGCUUAA